AUUGUUUGUGAAGAUUGCAGGAUAUUUUUAAAUCCAACUUCUGCGUGGAAUCAGAGUGUUCUUUAACAAAGUAUUUUCUAUGACUAAUCAAUAUAUAUGAAUAUUUCCGUAUUUCAUUUUUGUUGAAGAAAAGACUGUCUAAAAUGUCAAAAAGUCUAGUUUUUAAUCUAUCGCAAGGAAUGUGCAUAUACAUUUGAAGGUGGAAUAAUAAUUUAAAGACCACCCUAUAUACUAAUAUAUUAACUGUUGGGAAGAUCAUUUUAUUAAAUGAUGCAUAAUUUAUUUUCUUGAUGAUUCCUUUCUUUGUCGAAAUACAAAUCAUCUGCUUUAAUUAUUUUCCUUGAAGUCAAAAGCCAAGAGGUCGCUUUGCGGGAUUUUCCAUCUAUUUAUCCAAUUCUUCUAUCAAAGAGGAGGGAACGUUGUGUUAUAAAAAUGGGAAAGAGUUAUCUUCCCUGGUGUUUACUACAACUUGCACUGGACUGGGACAAUACUUAAUUUUCUACAACGAAAGAUUCUCAAAUGUUUCUUAUCCUGAUGGAUACGAAAUGACAAUCUAUACGGAACUAUGUGAGGUUUUAGUGCACGGUAUGAGUGCAAAUAUAUAACAUAUGUGUAAGAAGUUAUAAAAAAGCGGUUUUCUCUGAAAUAUAUAAUUUGCUAGCAAAAAUAAUCAAUAGAAAUGGAAUGAAGUAUUUCAUUCGACAUCAAGUUUGUUUUUUAUUCUUGUAUUUUUGUGCCCGUGAGGUUGUACGAGAACAGGGCUGUAUGGGGAAAACUGCGAACUACCGUGUCCUGAUAAUUGUCUUGGAAGAACAUGCAAUAUUUGGAACGGGACAUGCAUGGGUUGUCAAAGUGGAUGGACCGGCGACUUCUGCAAAAAAAGAUGCCCCUUUGGAUCAUAUGGAUUAGAGUGCCAAUACACGUGUGCAGGUCGCUGCAAAAAUAAUGAGCCGUGCAAUCAUGUGACAGGUGUUUGUAAUGGAUGUGCUGCAGGAUGGUCUGGGACACAUUGUGAGAAAGAGUGUGAUGUUGGAGAAUAUGGACCAGAUUGUGUUCAUAACUGCAGCGGAAACUGUCAGAACAAUACGCCAUGUGGGAGGGAGAAUGGACGUUGUUUCACUGGAUGUAUUCCAGGGUACAUGGAUGAUACAUGUGAUAAAAAAUGCCCCUUUGGAUCAUAUGGAUUAGAGUGUCGAUACCCCUGUACAGGUCGUUGCAAGAAUAAUGAGUUUUGUAAUCACAUGAAAGGUACUUGUGAUGGGGGAUGUACAGCGGGAUGGUUAGGGACGCAUUGUGAAAAAGAAUGUGAUGUUGGAAAGUAUGGACCAAACUGUAUCCAUAGCUGCAGUGGUUACUGUAUGGACGACACUCCAUGUAACAAGGACAAUGGACGCUGUGAGACGGGGUGUAUUCCGGGGUACAUGGGCGAUAUCUGUAAUCAAAUUAUUUUUUUCUGUUUCGAAUGUCCCCCCGGAUCCUACGGAAUAAAUUGUCAGUAUAUAUGCAGUGGACAUUGUGUUAAUGAUGAGAUCUGUAAUAGAUAUGAUGGCAGUUGUUCUCGGGGAUGUCAAGAACCGUAUAUUGGCCUCGCAUGUGACUUCUAUCACGAUACAUCGACCAGUGCCUCCACUAUAACACUUGCGGUAUUGCUUUCACUGAUUGGAACAGUCCUUGUAUGUGUUGGUACAAUAUCGAUGCGGCAAAGAUACUGCGAGAAAUCGGACAAGAUAAACGAACCUGUUGGGGAGGUCACAGUAAACGAAAUGUUUUCAACUUUGGAAAUCAGUGUAACAGACGAACCACAAAGUUAUGAGGAACUUAGUGUGUCUCACAAUAGGAAUGCAUACCAAGACUUAAAUGUACUAGACGUUAGGAAUGCUUAUCAGAACUUGGAAUUUGCAGCUUAAGUUGGAAAGAUCAAAACUUGUAACUUUCUAUACAAUAGAACUCAUCAACAGUUAGCUUUAUCUGAACUUUGAAUAUAGCUGUAAUGAAGUGCGUGGAUUGUUGACUUCUCAUUAAAUUUAAGU
Ostrea edulis (European flat oyster) is the source of this 2030-nucleotide messenger RNA. Its product is annotated as multiple epidermal growth factor-like domains protein 10. The transcript has 8 exons. Gene Ontology annotation, molecular function: scavenger receptor activity. The record is from RefSeq and is a predicted model, not a curated record. Bases 840 to 1907 code for a protein of 355 amino acids. Lineage: Eukaryota; Metazoa; Mollusca; Bivalvia; Ostreida; Ostreidae.